AUGACACAUUGCCAUAGUGCUACUUCCCGUAACUGUGAAAUCGGGAGGGAGGUGUGUAGCUCUGUUAGUUCAUGUUCUGAAGCCUCUCUCCACAACAAACAGUUAUUUCUGCUGCUGAAGAUGGAGGGAUACAGAAGUUUUUUGUUUUUUCUCGUGUCCUCGCUGUUGUUUGGUUUUUUGGGAGUUAUUUUUGUCCUGGUCUGGGUUUUGUACUGGAGAGAAGGCCUCGCCUGGAAUGGAGGGGCUGCUGAGUUUAACUUGCACCCUGUCUUAGUAAUUACAGGAUUCGUGUUUAUUGAAGGAAUUGCUAUUAUAGUGUACAGGUUGCCAUGGACCUGGAAAUGUAGCAAGCUGUUAAUGAAAUGUAUACACGCCGGCCUUCAUCUCGUAGCCAUUGUUCUUGUGAUCGUGGCUUUGGUUGCUGUGUUUGAGUAUCACAAUUCUUUCAAAAUGCCCAACAUGUUCAGCUUGCACAGCUGGGUUGGCUUGACGGUUGUCAUCCUUUUUUUUGUACAGCUGGUUAUGAGCAUUUUCGUCUUCCUCCUGCCCAUUGCGUCGGAUUCUCUCAGAGCUGCUCUGAUGCCAAUUCAUGGGUACAUGGGUCUUCUCCUCUACGGGUCCAUUAUUGCAACCUGUCUUAUGGGAAUCACCGAGAAACUAAUCUUUACGUUGAAGGAGCCACCGUACAGUAAGUUACCUCCAGAAGCCAUCUUUGUAAACACCCUGGGCCUUCUUAUCGUGGUUUUCGGUGGUUUGGUGAUUUGGAUUACCACUCGACCUGCAUGGAAGCGUCCUCCAAACUAUGACGUCAAAGCCCCACUUCCCAAUGGUGGUAAUCCUACUGACACAGAGGACAACACUACCGUCAAGGAUCACAAACCUGACCUGGAACUGAACAGUGACGCUGCCAGGAAACGAAACCUGUAACUCCAUGAAGCCAGGGUCAAAGGUCAGCAAUGUGAAAAAGAUUUUGAAGACUAACACAACGGACCUGUGUCAUUUUUUAAUCAACCUUGAUUUUACCAAAUCGCACUGCAGAGGAAAAAGGGACAAUUCUAUUAACUUUUGGAUUUUUGUAAAUUGCACCUUUUGGAACA
This is a messenger RNA of Pelobates fuscus (common spadefoot toad), 1097 nucleotides long. RefSeq names its product plasma membrane ascorbate-dependent reductase CYBRD1-like. The transcript has 5 exons. The record is from RefSeq and is a predicted model, not a curated record. Lineage: Eukaryota; Metazoa; Chordata; Amphibia; Anura; Pelobatidae. Gene Ontology annotation, molecular function: oxidoreductase activity. Gene Ontology annotation, cellular component: lysosomal membrane. The coding region runs from base 1 to 927 and encodes 308 amino acids.